This is a messenger RNA of Lodderomyces theae, 3333 nucleotides long. RefSeq lists its product as uncharacterized. Lineage: Eukaryota; Fungi; Ascomycota; Pichiomycetes; Serinales; Debaryomycetaceae. Gene Ontology annotation, molecular function: nucleic acid binding; ATP binding. The transcript has 2 exons. The coding region runs from base 1 to 3333 and encodes 1110 amino acids. The record is from RefSeq and is a predicted model, not a curated record.
AUGUCAUUCUUGAACAACUUAAAUGCAUUCCUUGCGUCGGAUGAUAGCUUUGAAGUCCCAUCUUCACCUCCACCUCCACCUCCACAAGAGAAGAAGAGAAAGCCCUUGGUUCCGAAGGAUUUGAGCCUGUUCCGGUAUAAUGGAAACGUCAAUGCCAAUACUUCUCCUGGCACCUCGCUGCCAGUCAAUCACAGUUUCGGGGUCACCAAUACCAAAAGUGGCAGCUCUCGUGCAAACGAGUCGCAUCUAAGCUCUACCUUCACAUCGGCAAUCAACAAGUUUCUGGUUGAUGUCUUGCCUUUUCAACAGAGAUGCGUAUUCAAUUUUAGUGAGUUUAACGAAAUGCAGUCGAGAUGUUUCAAUAAUGUGUACGGCACUGACAAAAACUGUGUUCUCAGUUCGCCUACUGGCUCUGGCAAAACUGUGGUGUUUGAAUUGGCAAUUUUGCGUGCCAAUGAGUCCCUGGACAACUACAAGGUGCUAUAUUUGGCUCCAACAAAAGCCUUGUGCAGUGAACGGAAAGACGAUUGGUCUAAAAAAUUUGCUCCACUUGGUAUAACGGUUGGUAUGUUGACGGGUGAUACGUCUUACAAAGAGGCAGAGAGUGUUCGUAGUUCUAAAAUCAUUAUUUCCACUCCAGAGAAAUGGGAUAUGAUUACUAGGAAGUGGAGUGACUACAAAAAGUUGUGCAGCUUGAUCAAGUUGCUUCUUGUGGAUGAAGUACACGUACUCAAAGAACCCCGUGGUGCUACAUUGGAGGUGGUUAUGACUAGAAUGAAGAGAAUCUGUGAGUGUUUGAGAAUUUUGGCUAUAUCUGCCACUGUUGCCAAUGCUCAUGACAUUGCUACAUGGCUUGAUGCUGAAACCCUCGUGUUUGGUGAAGAAUAUCGUGCUGUCAAAUUACGAAAGAUUGUCUAUGGCUACAAACCCAACAACGAGAAUGAUUUCUCUUUUGACAAUCAGUUGAAUUCAAAAUUGAUUGAAGUUAUAGCAAAACAUUCAAUGGGGAAACCUGUUUUGAUUUUUUGUGCAACACGAAAUAGUUGUCAAUUCACAGCAAAAUUUUUGGCUGGAAAUGUUGGUGGGAAAAGUGUCAUUUUGAAACUCAAGGAUAGGGACUUGGCAAAUUUAAUCAAAACAGGUGUUGGGUAUCAUCAUGCGGGGCUAACUUACGCAGACCGAAAACAGAUUGAGGGUGCUUUCUUGAACGGUGACUUGAAGUAUCUAUGCUGCACUUCGACCCUUGCUGUGGGUAUAAACCUACCUGCGUAUUUGGUUGUCGUAAAAGGAACCAAGUGCUGGUGUGAAAGUACGUUCCAGGAGUAUUCAGAGACUGACAUUUUGCAAAUGAUUGGUAGAGCAGGGAGACCACAAUUUGAAGAUGAAGGAGUCGCAAUUAUCAUGACUAACAACAAACUCAAAUCCAAGUACGAAAGGUUGAUCAUGGGUACAGAAAAAGUUGAAAGCUCGUUGCACUUGAACUUUCCCGAGAACGUAUUGGCAGAGGUCGCUGUUGGUAAUAUUAGUUCAAUUGAGGAUGCUCUAAGUUGGUUGAAAACUACAUACUUUUAUGUUCGUUUUCUCAUCAACCCCCUGUAUUAUGACAUUCCUAAACCAACAACCACUGAGGAGAACUUGCUAAGAUUUUGCAAGAAUAAAACAGACGAAUUGGCACAAGAGACUCUUAUCUCCGAUUUCAAGUGUACCAAGUUUGGACUCUCUAUGGUCAUGCAUUAUAUUAAACUUGAUACCAUGAAAGUAAUUUUGAGUGCAAGCGACGAACUCUCCAUAUCUGAAUUAUUUGAUAUAUUUGCUAAAGCAGCCGAGUUUAGUGAUGUCAAGAUAAAACAUCAGGAGAAAAAAUUGUACAAGGAGCUCAAUAAAUCACCCUUGAUGAGAUAUCCAUCAGAGUCAAAAGUGAGCUCAAUUAUUCAGUAUGAGCUUGGUGGUUUGGAGUUUCCAAAUUACAACGGUGCUCAAAAGUUACAAUCUAGUUUUUUGGGUGAUAAAUUUUUCGUUUUCAAGCAUGUUUCCAGAAUCCUCAAAGCGAUGAUGGAUGUUUUUGUUGAAAAAAAGGAUGCAAAGUCGUUGAUCAACCUGGGGUAUAUAAUGCGUUCUAUUUCAGCAAGAGGAUGGGAAGGGUCGCCCAAUGAGCUCAAGCAGUUAGACAGUGUUGGAAUCCAAAGCAUCAAAAAGUUUGUGAAUCACAAUGUUUUAACUUUAAUGGAUGCAAAAAUGUUGUCUCAAGUGCAGAUUGAACAGUUCUUGGGUCUCAAGGUUGGGGCAGGUGCGAAGAUUAAGAGGGCACUAUCGCUGAUUCCAAAGGUAAAGGUUGAUGCUCAUUUAAAUGGAUCAGAAGUGCAAAUAAAUAUAAGUAUUGAUCCAAUCACAAAACUGUUCAAGAACGAAAAUCUUUUUUUGCAAGUGAUAAGCUCACAAGGUAGUAAACUUGUCGAUUUUAGGAGAACGUCUUUAAGAAGCUAUGUUGAUGGUGGGUUUGUUAUUCGUCAUUCUGGUCUAAAGGUUGAAGUCGAGGCUAGUAUUAUGUGCGGGGUGGUUGGGAAAACCAGUGUUGGUGAAUUUAAGGAGACUGUUGUCGACAUUGACCCCAACUUUGAAUUUUCGUCAUCUUUGACUUCGCUUAGCGAUAUAUUUGCGAUAGAGCAGGUAAAGAGGGAUGGCCCCGAGGACAGAAAUAAAGAAACUCUCCCGGAUGCAAAGUGCGCUAUCAAAGAGGACAACUCCAUAAGUACCCAUUCGCUUACCAGUUCAAUUGCUAACCCUGUAACCAAUACUGUAAAGCAAGCUGUUUUAAAGAAAAAAGUGAAAAGAAAGAAAUCUAUUUUUGAUGUUCAUUCUGAUGAUUCUGAUGAUGUCGUGUCUGGCAACAACGUGGAGAAGAAAAAGCCAAAACUUAGUUUGUAUGAUGUUUCGGGAAGUAAAGAUAUUGAAUCUUGCAAAGGGGCACAAUUUGGACAAGAGUGCUCAAGUCCGCAGGAAAGAGGAAUGGAUUUCAAAAAUAAUGGCGUAGUCAAGUGCAGAAAUUUGGCAAUGGAGAGUCACAUGGGAGGUACUUGCGUGGGCAAGGACGUCUAUGGAGUGAAAAAUAUAGGACGUAUGGGAAUUCACAAUAACGACAGUCUCAAGACGGACCUGGGAGAGAAAGAGGAUAUUGAUACCAAGGAAGAACUCCACAAACUUGACAAUGUUUGCUCCACUAUUACAGAGUCCAACGUGAUGCGUGAUAUUCAUAGCUCGCAGUGUAGCACAGUGGAUGGAAAUAUUUUGGAAGAGUUUCAAGGAUAUUUUGGCAGUGAUGUCUUUGUUGAAUGA